AUGCUGCGGCAUCAAAGCUCCUGGCAUAUUGAUUCUGGAAGAUGCUGCUGUCAUCAGAACCUUUUGUCUGUGGUGGUAAUUUACAUCCUGUUCCUGGAUUCCUGGGUUCUCACAAGCCGUUUAAAUGAAACAGGUCUGGAGUUGAGGCUGACUGGGGAAGACAGUCUCUGCUCUGGGAGAGUGGAGGUGAAGUUCCAGGGGGAGUGGGGAACUGUGUGUGACGAUGGGUGGAACUCCGCUGCCAUGGCCGUCGUGUGCAAGCAGCUGGGAUGUCCAUUUGCUUUCACCACAUCUCUCAGAAGACCCUUGACUGGAUAUGGAAAAAUUUGGCUUGAUGAUGUCAAAUGUUAUGGGAACGAGUCAGCUCUCUGGGAGUGCCAACACCCGAACUGGGGAGUCCAUGACUGCACCCAUAGAGAAGAUGCUGGUGUGAGCUGUUAUGAUAUGGAAAAUUUUGACCUGAGGCUAGGGGGUGGAAGCAGCUCCUGUUCGGGGAGACUGGAGGUGAAAUUCAGAGAAAGAUGGGGGACCGUGUGUGAUGACGGCUGGAACUCGAAUGCUGCCACUGUGGCAUGCAGACAACUGGGAUGCCCAUCUUCUUUCGUGUAUCCUGGUGAUGUUGACAGCCCUGCUACAUUUGACCCCAUAUGGCUCGAUGGUGUUUCAUGCCAUGGAAAUGAGUCAGCACUCUGGAACUGCAGUCACCAUGGAUGGGGAAAUCAUGACUGCAGUCACCACGAGGACACCACAUUAACUUGUGCCGAUAGUGCCGAUCUAGAACUAAGGCUCGUGGGUGGACACAACCGCUGUGUGGGAAGAGUAGAGCUGAGGGUCCAAGGAAGGUGGGGGACCAUAUGUCACCGGAACUGGAACAAUGCUGCCGCUGAUGUUGUGUGCAAACAGCUGGGGUGUGGACCCGCACUUCAUUUUGCUGGCUUACCUCACAUGGAACCAGGGUCUGGGACCAUAUGGCUGGAUGAUGUCUCCUGCUCUGGUAAUGAAUCUUUUCUUUGGGACUGCAGACAUUCUGGAUGGAUCAAUCCUUUCUGUGUUCAUGAGAAGGAUGUGUCUGUGAUAUGCUCAGAUGGAGCAGAUUUGGACCUGCGACUGGCAGAUGGAAGCAGCAAUUGUUCUGGAAGAGUAGAGGUGAGAAUCCAUGAACAGUGGUGGACCGUAUGUGACCAUGACUGGAAUAAUAAAGAAGUCACCGUGGUUUGUAAACAGCUAGGAUGUCCAUUUAAUGCCUCUAGCCGCCUCUAUGUUGAACCUAGUGAGGAAUUUAAAGCCAUCUGGAUAAACAGAAUAUCUUGCACUGGAAAUGAGUCAGCUCUCUGGGACUGCAGAUAUGAUGAAAAUGCACGCCUACCAUGUCUCCAAAGAUCAGAUGCUGGAGUGAGGUGUUCUGGUAAGAUGGAUCUGGAAAUAAGACUCAGGGGGGGAUACAGCCGUUGCUUUGGGAGAGUGGAAGUCAAAUACCGAGGAGAAUGGGGGACAGUGUGUCAUGACAAGUGGAGCCAAAGGAAUACAGCUAUUGUGUGCAAACAGUUGGGAUGUGGAAAGCCCAUCUAUAUGUCUGGGAUGACUCAUUUUGCGCAAACAUCAGGACCUAUUUGGCUGGAUGACGUUUCUUGCAUUGGAAAUGAGCAGCAUAUCUGGAACUGUAAACAUCUCGGAUGGGGAAAGCAUAACUGUGUACACAGAGAGGAUGUGAUUGUGGCCUGCUCAGGUAACACAUCAUGGACCCUGAGGCUGGUGGAUGGCAGCAGCCGCUGCUCAGGAAGAUUGGAGGUGAACUUCCAAGAAGAGUGGGGCACGGUGUGUGAUGACGGCUGGGACAUUAAUGAUGCCACUGUGGUGUGUCGCCAACUGGGCUGUCCAUCUUCUAUCAUUGGCAUAGGUCGAGGAAAUGCUUCCGCCGGAUUGGGAAAAAUUUGGCUUGAUGAUGUUUCCUGUUAUGGAUAUGAAUCGGAACUCUGGUUAUGCGGGCACAGUGGGUGGGGAAGACAUGACUGCACUCACGGGGAAGAUGUUGGAGUGACCUGCUCUGGAAAUGAAACCUCAGUUUCUAUUAUUUACCCAAAUUUUCCCAAUGUCAAUUUCACCAAACACUCAUUUUACAAGGAAUUCGACAAAAAGAGGUUAUCCAUAGCCAAACCUGUUUAG
Carlito syrichta (Philippine tarsier) is the source of this 2163-nucleotide messenger RNA. Its product is annotated as scavenger receptor cysteine-rich type 1 protein M160-like. NCBI's taxonomy places the organism in Eukaryota, Metazoa, Chordata, Mammalia, Primates, Tarsiidae. The coding region runs from base 1 to 2163 and encodes 720 amino acids. The record is from RefSeq and is a predicted model, not a curated record. The transcript has 9 exons. Gene Ontology annotation, cellular component: membrane.